Molecule: messenger RNA, 1245 nt
Organism: Saprolegnia parasitica CBS 223.65
Lineage: Eukaryota; Oomycota; Saprolegniomycetes; Saprolegniales; Saprolegniaceae
Exons: 4
Coding region: 22-1245 (407 amino acids)
Biological process (GO): actin cytoskeleton organization
Cellular component (GO): plasma membrane; cell projection; cortical actin cytoskeleton
Molecular function (GO): actin filament binding
Source: RefSeq, a predicted model, not a curated record
GGCCAAGUCAGCACCAGCAGCAUGAGCAGACGGACGACCGCGGUUGACGAAGGAUGGGUCGAGGUGCAGAAGCACACGUUCACGCGGUGGGCGAACGUCUUUCUGCCACCCGACAUGGCCGUCGACGACCUGUAUGAGGACCUCAAGGACGGUCUGCGCCUCAUCGCGCUGCUUGAGCGCAUUAGCCAGAAGCCUGUCUGUGCGAAGUACAACAAGGUCGUCAAGUACCGGAUUCACAUGCUUGAGAAUCUCAACCACGUCGUGGGUUUCAUGGCCAAGGAGAACGUGACCGUGACUAACAUUGGCUCCUCCGACAUUGUCGACGGCAACUCGAAGCUCGUGCUUGGGCUCAUGUGGACUAUCAUCAAGCACUAUCAGCUUGCAGACAUCAGUUUCCAUGGCGUGACGGGCAAGGAAGGUCUCUUGCUCUGGUGCAAGGACUGUCUCGACGCGUUCCCAGACAUUGUCCGCGUCACCAACUUUACGUCGAGCUGGCGCAACGGCCUCGCGUUCUGCGCACUCAUCUCGGCGUUCCACCCGGCGCUCAUCCCGAUCGAGUCGCUGUCACCGGCGAACGCCGCCGAAAACCUCGCACUGGCCUUUCACGUGCUCGAGCAGACCUUUGACGUGCCGCAACUGCUGCAAGUAGAGGACUUCGAGGUCGGGGUCGAUGAAAAGUCGGUGCUCACGUACCUUGCCCUCGUCUUCCGCGUCUUUGGCGUGCUCACGCGCCCGACCAUCGUGCGCACACCGUCCUUCCACGAGCCUGACGAGGUCGAAGGCAUUCCCACCGACGAUGAACAUUCGCUCGACGACGAUGAGGUCUCGAUUCCGGACAAUGGUACGAGCGACGAAGCGGCAAGCGACGAUGCCGUCAGUGACGAACUGGUGAGUGACGGAGCCACCAGCGAAGAAGCCGUCAUUGACGAAGCGGCCAGUGACGAAGUUCAGCCUGAAUUUGAAGCCGCGACCGCGAAUGAAGGCACUGAAGGUACCCCAACCGAGACAAGUGGCACCCAUGUCGACCUACCCAAGGAAGUCGAAAAGAUGAAGGAAACGCUGGCAAUCGCCGCGCGGCCUUUGGUGCACCACUUUUGGUUUUUGCACCGCGCUGCGCCAGGUGCGCUGGUCGUGCUUAGUUUGCUGCCGCGCUUGCUCCUCCUCCGCGCCUGCGUCGCGUUGUACGUGCCAGUGUACAAGUCUCCGGCGCGCACGCAUCGGCCUCCGUUCGCUGUGUCCGCGUGA